CUUCACAAUUUUAUCCUCUGGUUGUAUCCCAGUUUAGUAUCAUUUAAUCUUCGAUUUGUGUAUCUAAAGUUCAGUGCCGAUACCAUCAAAAUGCCCAAAUCGUGUGUUGUAGGCGGGUGCGUCCAACGCUUCAGGUUGCGAGGACAUCAGGAGCUGGAUACAGGGAAUAACCAACAACUUGUAUUGGGUGGCAGCGUCUACUCCCGAUGGUGACGGCGAUUUGAUGCUAGCCAAAUUUUCAAGUGUUGUCAACCAUAUCCUCAAUAUUCAUCAUCACGACAGUCUACUCUUCCCACAAUGUAGCCACGGAGAGCUUGCAGAAAGAGCAUGGCUAACUCCAGAAUAUACCUUGCUGCGCUUCAUUUCAACGAGAACACCAACAGGGCACAGGCCAUGGACAGGGAGGGCAAUCCAGCAUUCAGCAUCUGCUAUCCAAGGGCCAAGCAGACCACGGGAGGAUAUACUGUCAGGAAAGUGCUGAUACAGGCCACUCACAAUUUCAACAAGAGGAUCAUGGAAAAGGUUCUGUUACUCUGCGCAGCUGGGGCAGACACCAGAGCCAACUACCCGGAGCUGAAGGCAAAUCCUGGAUAUCUAACAGCCAAGGUAACUCGCCCUAACAAAACACAGGCUGUGAAAGAAUUUGUGUCAAGGUUUGGUAAAGCGGUGGAGCCUAUGGGAAGACCAGAGGGUACUGAAGGUGUGGUUGUUCCAGCAAGUAUUGCAACAAAGAAGAAGAAGAAGAGCAAGCAUGCUGACAAAAGGCAUACCGAGGGCCAACAAGAGGGAGAACCUUCAUCCAGAAAGAAACGCAAGAAGUAAACGCCAAGUUGCCGCUAGCACAUUCUUUGUGAUUUGGUUAAAGUUGUGUGUAAACCAAAAGGGUACAUUGAAAACUUGUGAAUAAGGACUGUUGCAACUAACACAAAAUUGAAAGUUUUUUGGUUUUAAUACCUUUGAUAAAUUCUUGUGAAGCAUUAAAAUAGAUACUGGCAAGGCAUGUACCUACCUACAAAGCCACAACAAAUAUCAACUCGGAAUGCUGCGUUUGCCCGAUUUAAAUAAGCUAAAUGUUUACGUGCACAAUCUUUAUUAUACUGUUGCCCACUAACUGUCACUGAACAAAACACAAGAAUUAGUCAAAUGCGGUCAGUUUCAUAUUUCUAAAAAGAAACGCAAUAAGAUGUUCUGUGUGAAACACUCGACUGUCAAAGAAACACAAAGAGAACUGGA
Asterias rubens (European starfish) is the source of this 1233-nucleotide messenger RNA. RefSeq lists its product as uncharacterized. The coding region runs from base 328 to 822 and encodes 164 amino acids. The record is from RefSeq and is a predicted model, not a curated record. Lineage: Eukaryota; Metazoa; Echinodermata; Asteroidea; Forcipulatida; Asteriidae. The transcript is spliced from 3 exons.